Cygnus atratus (black swan) is the source of this 9620-nucleotide messenger RNA. RefSeq names its product ubiquitin protein ligase E3 component n-recognin 5 (gene UBR5). Gene Ontology annotation, molecular function: RNA binding; ubiquitin binding; ubiquitin-protein transferase activity. Gene Ontology annotation, biological process: DNA damage response; regulation of double-strand break repair; protein polyubiquitination. Gene Ontology annotation, cellular component: nucleus. The coding region runs from base 252 to 8675 and encodes 2807 amino acids. The transcript has 60 exons. The record is from RefSeq and is a predicted model, not a curated record. NCBI's taxonomy places the organism in Eukaryota, Metazoa, Chordata, Aves, Anseriformes, Anatidae.
GCGCGCCCCGAGCCUCCUCCCGCUGCCGUUGCGGCCGGGCCGCCUGCUCCUCCAGCUCCUCCAGCCCCUCCGCCACACGUCCCCGGGGCCUCCGGGGAGCGGCCGCGAGCGCCCCGGGGGAGGCCCGGAGGCGGCCCGGAGGCCGCGGGGCCCCCUCCCCGCCGCCCCCCCCCCCCCCCCUACCCCCCCCCAUUGUGUGCCAGGCCCCUGCCCGCCUCCCUCCGCCGGAGGGAGCCGCGGCGGCGCGGACCAUGACCUCCAUCCACUUCGUGGUGCACCCGCUGCCGGGCACCGAGGACCAGCUCAAUGACCGAUUAAGGGAAGUUUCAGAGAAGCUGAACAAAUAUAAUUUAAACAGCCACCCCCCAUUGAAUGUAUUGGAACAGGCUACUAUUAAACAGUGUGUGGUGGGACCAAAUCAUGCUGCAUUUCUUCUUGAGGAUGGUAGAGUCUGCAGGAUUGGUUUUUCAGUUCAGCCAGACAGAUUGGAAUUGGGUAAACCUGAUAAUAAUGAUGGUUCAAAGUUGAGCAGUGGCUCAGGGGCAGGAAGGACAUCCAGGCCAGGCAGGACUAGUGACUCCCCAUGGUUUCUGUCUGGUUCUGAAACUCUGGGCAGACUGGCAGGCAACACCCUUGGAAGUCGCUGGAGUUCAGGGGUUGGUGGAAGUGGAGGAGGCUCUUCUGGUAGAUCAUCUGCUGGAGCUCGAGAUUCUCGAAGGCAGACCAGGGUUAUACGCACAGGACGAGAUAGAGGAUCUGGACUGCUGGGGAGUCAACCACAACCAGUGAUUCCAGCAUCAGUCAUUCCAGAGGAACUCAUUUCACAGGCACAAGUUGUUUUACAAGGAAAGUCCAGAAGUAUUAUCAUUCGGGAACUCCAGCGAACAAAUCUUGAUGUAAACCUUGCUGUAAAUAAUUUGUUGAGUCGUGAUGAUGAAGAUGGAGAUGAUGGGGAUGACACAGCAAGUGAAUCAUAUCUUCCUGGAGAGGAUCUUAUGUCUCUUCUGGAUGCUGACAUACAUUCUGCUCACCCAAGUGUCAUUAUUGAUGCUGAUGCUAUGUUUUCAGAAGAUAUUAGUUACUUUGGUUAUCCAUCCUUUCGGCGCUCAUCACUUUCCAGGCUAGGCUCAUCCAGAGAGAGAGACUCUGAGCUGUUGCGUGAACGUGAGUCCGUUUUACGUUUGCGUGAACGAAGGUGGCUUGAUGGAGCCUCAUUUGAUAAUGAAAGAGGCUCUACAAGUAAGGAAGGGGAACCAAACCUGGACAAGAAGAAUACACCUGUUCAAAGUCCUGUUUCUCUAGGAGAAGACUUGCAGUGGUGGCCGGAUAAGGAUGGAACAAAGUUUAUUUCUAUUGGAGCCCUGUAUUCUGAGCUUGUGGCAGUUAGCAGUAAAGGAGAACUCUAUCAGUGGAAGUGGAGUGAAUCAGAGCCUUACAGAAAUGCACAGAAUCCUUCACUACAUCAUCCACGAGCCAUGUUCUUGGGAUUAACCAAUGAAAAGAUAGUGCUCCUGUCUGCAAAUAGUAUUAGAGCAACUGUUGCUACUGAAAAUAACAAGGUUGCUACCUGGGUGGAUGAAACUUUAAGCUCAGUAGCUUCCAAAUUAGAACACACCGCACAGACAUACUCAGAGCUUCAGGGAGAACGGAUUGUUUCCUUACAUUGUUGUGCUCUUUAUACAUGCGCUCAACUAGAGAACAACUUGUAUUGGUGGGGUGUAGUUCCUUUCAGCCAAAGGAAGAAAAUGCUAGAAAAGGCCAGAGCAAAAAAUAAAAAGCCCAAGUCUAGUGCUGGUAUCUCCUCCAUGCCAAAUAUAACUGUUGGAACCCAGGUGUGCUUAAGAAAUAACCCCCUCUAUCAUGCUGGAGCUGUUGCUUUUUCCAUCAGUGCUGGAAUUCCUAAAGUGGGCGUGUUAAUGGAAUCUGUUUGGAACAUGAAUGACAGCUGUCGAUUUCAGCUUCGGUCACCAGAAAGCUUGAAAAACCUGGAGAAAGCUAGCAAAACGACAGAAGCAAAACCUGAAAGCAAACAGGAACCAGUGAAAACCGAGAUGGGUCCUCCACCAUCCCCAGCUUCCACUUGCAGUGAUGCAUCUUCAAUAGCCAGCAGCGCAUCGAUGCCAUAUAAGCGACGACGAUCUACUCCUGCCCCGAAAGAGGAGGAGAAAGUGAAUGAGGAGCAGUGGUCUCUGAGGGAGGUUGUCUUUGUAGAAGAUGUUAAAAAUGUUCCUGUUGGCAAGGUGCUAAAAGUGGAUGGUGCUUAUGUUGCUGUGAAAUUUCCAGGCACUUCCAGUAAUGCAAACUGUCAAAGCAGUUCUAAUUCAGAUCCCGAUCCUUCCUCUCUUCUCCAAGAUUGCAGGCUGCUCAGAAUAGAUGAACUGCAGGUUGUAAAAACUGGUGGAACUCCAAAAGUUCCUGACUGUUUUCAGAGGACACCUAAAAAGCUCUGUAUUCCUGAAAAAACAGAAAUUCUAGCAGUAAACGUAGAUUCAAAAGGAGUUCAUGCUGUUCUGAAAACUGGGAACUGGGUUCGCUACUGCAUAUUUGACCUUGCUACAGGAAAGGCUGAACAGGAAAAUAAUUUCCCUACUAGCAGCAUCGCAUUCCUGGGUCAGAAUGAGAGAAGUGUUGCUAUUUUUACAGCUGGACAGGAAUCUCCCAUUAUUCUUAGAGAUGGAAAUGGUACUAUCUAUCCAAUGGCUAAAGACUGCAUGGGUGGGAUACGAGACCCUGACUGGCUUGACCUUCCACCUAUCAGUAGUCUCGGAAUGGGUGUUCAUUCCCUAACAAAUCUUCCUGCUAACUCGACCAUCAAAAAGAAAGCUGCCAUUAUUAUUAUGGCUGUUGAGAAACAAACUCUAAUGCAGCACAUUCUGCGAUGUGACUAUGAGGCUUGCCGACAAUACCUGAUGAAUCUUGAACAAGCAGUUGUCUUGGAUCAGAAUCCACAAGUGCUGCAGACGUUCCUUGGCCAUAGAUGUGAUGGAAACCGCAAUAUUCUGCACGCUUGUGUGUCUGUAUGCUUUCCAACCAGCAACAAAGAAACAAAAGAGGAAGAGGGACUACCUCAUUCAGUGCACAAGAUGGACGGUGCUCACCGAAUGGAAGCAGAGCGCUCUGAAAGGAAUACAUUUGCUGAAAGGCUCUCUGCUGUGGAAGCUAUUGCAAAUGCAAUCUCAGUUGUUUCAAGUAACGGCCCAGGAAGUCGGGCAGGAUCAUCAAGCAGCAGAAGUUUGAGACUAAGGGAGAUGAUGAGAAGAUCCUUGAGAGCUGCUGGAUUGGGCAGACAUGAAGCUGGUGCUUCAUCAAGUGAUCACCAGGACCCAGUUUCUCCACCAAUAGCUCCUCCCAGCUGGGUUCCCGAUCCUCCUGCAAUGGAUCCGGAUGGUGACAUUGAUUUUAUCCUGGCCCCCGCUGUGGGAUCUCUUACCACAGCAGCGACUGGCACCGGCCAAGGACCGAGCACCUCCACGAUACCAGGGCCUUCUACUGAACCAUCUGUAGUGGAAUCAAAAGAUCGGAAGGCAAAUGCUCAUUUCAUACUGAAAUUGCUGUGUGAUAGUGUUGUUUUACAACCUUAUCUUCGAGAAUUGCUGUCAGCCAAGGAUGCAAGAGGCAUGACACCAUUUAUGUCAGCAGUUAGUGGCCGGGCAUAUCCUGCUGCAAUUACAAUUCUAGAAACUGCACAAAAAAUUGCUAAAGCUGAAGCAACUUCAAGUGAAAAAGAAGAUGAUGUGUUUAUGGGAAUGGUUUGUCCUUCCGGUACAAAUCCAGAUGACUCUCCCUUGUAUGUUUUAUGUUGUAAUGAUACAUGCAGUUUUACCUGGACUGGUGCAGAACAUAUUAACCAAGAUAUAUUUGAAUGCCGAACAUGUGGCCUGUUAGAAUCUCUUUGUUGCUGCACAGAAUGUGCAAGGGUCUGUCACAAAGGACAUGACUGCAAGCUGAAACGAACAUCCCCCACAGCUUACUGUGAUUGCUGGGAGAAGUGCAAGUGUAAAACACUAAUUGCAGGACAGAAAUCUGCUCGCCUUGAUCUCCUUUACCGCCUGCUUACCACCACAAAUCUUGUUACUAUGCCAAAUAGCAGGGGAGAACAUCUCCUACUAUUUUUAGUACAGACAGUUGCCAGGCAAACUGUGGAACACUGCCAAUACAGACCACCUAGAAUUAGGGAAGAUCGUAAUCGUAAAACUGCAAAUCCUGAAGAUUCUGAUAUGCCUGAUCACGAUUUAGAACCUCCUCGAUUUGCUCAGCUUGCUUUGGAACGUGUUUUGCAAGACUGGAAUGCACUGAAGUCUAUGAUCAUGUUUGGCUCCCAGGAAAAUAAAGACCCUCUUAGUGCAAGCAGUAGGAUAGGCCAUCUCUUGCCUGAAGAACAAGUUUACCUUAAUCAGCAAAGUGGAACUAUUCGCUUGGACUGUUUUACGCAUUGCCUUAUUGUCAAGUGUACAGCAGAUAUUUUGCUUUUAGAUACUUUACUGGGUACUCUGGUAAAAGAAUUACAAAACAAGUAUACGCCAGGACGUAGAGAAGAAGCGAUUGCUGUUACAAUGAGAUUCCUGCGUUCUGUGGCAAGAGUGUUUGUCAUUCUUAGCGUGGAAAUGGCUUCUUCCAAAAAGAAAAACAAUUUUAUUCCACAGCCAAUUGGAAAAUGUAAACGUGUAUUCCAGGCAUUAUUGCCCUAUGCUGUCGAAGAGUUGUGCAAUGUAGCAGAAUCUUUAAUUAUUCCGGUCAGGAUGGGAAUUGCACGUCCUACAGCACCCUUUACUCUCGCUAGCACCAGCAUAGAUGCCAUGCAGGGAAGUGAAGAACUAUUUUCUGUGGAGCCUCUACCACCAAGACCAUCAUCUGACCAGUCUAGCAGUUCUAGUCAGUCUCAGUCAUCGUACAUCAUAAGGAAUCCUCAGCAAAGACGAAUCAGCCAGUCACAGCCAGUUCGUGGCAGGGAUGAAGAACAAGAUGAUAUCGUUUCAGCAGAUGUGGAAGAGGUUGAGGUGGUUGAGGGGGUAGCUGGUGAAGAAGACCAUCAUGAUGAGCAGGAAGAACAUGGUGAAGAAAAUGCUGAAGCAGAAGGACAGCAUGAUGAGCAUGAUGAAGAUGGCAGUGAUAUGGAGUUGGAUUUACUAGCUGCUGCUGAAACAGAAAGUGACAGUGAGAGUAACCACAGUAAUCAGGACAAUGCUAGUGGGCGCAGAAGUGUUGUCACUGCAGCUACUGCUGGCUCAGAAGCAGGAGCUAGCAGUGUACCGGCAUUUUUUUCUGAAGAUGACUCUCAAUCAAAUGAUUCUAGUGACUCGGAUAGCAGCAGCAGUCAGAGCGAUGACAUAGAACAGGAGACCUUUAUGCUUGAUGAGCCUCUGGAGCGAACCACAAAUAGCUCACACGCCAAUGGUGCUGCCCAAGCUCCUCGUUCUAUGCAGUGGGCUGUACGCAAUACCCAAAACCAGAGAACUACUAGCACUGCUCCUUCUAGUACAUCAGCCCCAGCAGCAAGUUCAGCGGGCUUGAUUUACAUCGAUCCAUCCAACCUACGUCGGAGUGGUACCAUCAGUACGAGCGCAGCAGCAGCAGCUGCAGCACUUGAAGCCAGCAAUGCAAGCAGCUAUUUAACAUCUGCAAGCAGUUUAGCAAGAGCAUACAGUAUAGUGAUACGGCAGAUAUCUGACCUAAUGGGUCUGAUUCCCAAGUACAAUCAUUUAGUGUAUUCUCAGAUCCCAGCUGCAGUGAAGCUGACUUAUCAAGAUGCUGUUAACUUACAGAAUUAUGUAGAAGAAAAGCUUAUUCCUACUUGGAAUUGGAUGGUUAGUAUCAUGGACUCUACAGAAGCACAGCUGCGUUAUGGUUCUGCGUUAGCAUCUGCUGGUGAUCCUGGGCAUCCAAAUCAUCCUCUCCAUGCUUCUCAGAACUCAGCCAGAAGGGAAAGGAUGACAGCUCGUGAGGAAGCUAGCUUAAGAACACUCGAGGGAAGAAGGCGUGCUACUUUACUCAGUGCUCGUCAGGGAAUGAUGUCAGCACGUGGUGAUUUCCUGAACUACGCACUGUCUUUGAUGCGUUCGCACAAUGAUGAGCACUCAGAUGUCCUUCCUGUUCUAGAUGUCUGUUCACUAAAGCAUGUAGCAUAUGUUUUUCAAGCGCUUAUUUAUUGGAUUAAGGCGAUGAAUCAACAGACAACAUUGGAUACUCCUCAGCUGGAACGGAAAAGAACUCGUGAACUUUUGGAGCUGGGUCUUGACAAUGAAGAUUCAGAACAUGAAAAUGAUGAUGAUACCAAUCAAAGUGCUACACUCAACGACAAAGAUGAUGACUCCCUCCCAGCAGAGACUGGCCAAAACCAUCCAUUUUUCAGACGGUCAGACUCUAUGACGUUCCUUGGCUGCAUUCCACCCAAUCCUUUUGAGGUUCCUCUGGCAGAAGCCAUCCCCCUGGCAGACCAGCCCCAUCUAUUACAGCCCAAUGCUCGCAAAGAAGAUCUCUUUGGCCGACCAAGCCAGGGUCUGUAUUCAUCUUCUGCCAACAGCGGGAAAUGCUUGAUGGAAGUUACAGUGGACAGAAACUGCCUUGAGGUUCUACCAACUAAAAUGUCUUAUGCAGCCAACCUAAAAAAUGUUAUGAGCAUGCAAAAUCGACAAAAGAAAGAAGGGGAGGAACAAAAUGUGCCUACAGAAGAAUCUGAGAGUUCAAAGCCAGGGCCUUCAGCUCAUGAUCUUGCAGCACAACUGAAAAGCAGCUUGUUGGCAGAGAUAGGACUGACAGAAAGUGAAGGGCCGCCUCUCACAUCUUUCAGGCCACAGUGUAGCUUCAUGGGCAUGGUUAUAUCUCACGACAUGUUGCUGGGACGUUGGCGCCUUUCUUUAGAGUUGUUUGGUAGAGUAUUCAUGGAAGAUGUUGGAGCAGAGCCUGGCUCGAUCCUUACUGAAUUAGGUGGCUUUGAAGUAAAGGAAUCAAAAUUCCGCCGGGAGAUGGAAAAACUUAGAAACCAGCAAUCCAGAGAUUUAACGUUGGAGGUUGAUCGAGACAGAGACCUUCUAAUUCAGCAGACCAUGAGGCAGCUCAACAAUCAUUUUGGUCGCAGGUGUGCUACCACUCCAAUGGCUGUACACAGAGUAAAAGUUACUUUUAAGGAUGAGCCAGGAGAAGGCAGCGGUGUAGCACGAAGCUUUUACACUGCCAUUGCACAGGCUUUUCUGUCAAAUGAGAAACUGCCAAAUCUAGAUUGUAUUCAGAAUGCCAACAAGGGUACCCAUACAAGUCUGAUGCAGAGAUUGCGAAAUAGGGGGGAGAGAGAUCGGGAAAGGGAGCGAGAGAGAGAAAUGCGGAGAAGUAGUGGCUUACGGGCUGGUUCUCGGAGAGAUAGGGAUAGGGACUUUAGAAGGCAACUUUCCAUUGACACACGGCCUUUUAGACCAGCAUCAGAAGGAAAUCCUAGUGAUGACCCUGAUCCUCUUCCAGCACAUAGGCAAGCCCUUGGAGAAAGGCUCUACCCUCGAGUGCAAGCAAUGCAACCAGCAUUUGCAAGUAAAAUCACAGGAAUGUUGUUGGAAUUGUCUCCUGCUCAGCUGCUUCUCUUACUAGCAAGUGAAGACUCCCUUAGAGCAAGAGUUGAUGAAGCUAUGGAACUCAUUAUUGCACAUGGCAGGGAGAAUGGUGCUGACAGUAUACUGGAUCUUGGAUUGCUAGACUCUUCAGAUAAAGUGCAGGAAAAUAGAAAGCGACAUGGUUCCAGCCGCAGUGUAGUGGAUAUGGAAUUAGAUGAUACAGAUGAUGGGGAUGAUAACGCACCACUUUUCUACCAACCUGGAAAACGAGGGUUUUAUACACCAAGACCUGGUAAAAACACAGAAGCAAGGCUGAACUGUUUCAGAAACAUCGGCAGAAUCCUGGGAUUGUGCUUGUUGCAGAAUGAACUGUGUCCUAUCACGUUAAAUAGACACGUAAUCAAAGUUCUUCUUGGCAGAAAGGUGAACUGGCAUGACUUUGCUUUUUUUGAUCCGGUUAUGUAUGAAAGCCUUCGGCAACUUAUCCUCGCUUCCCAGAGUACAGAUGCUGAUGCAGUGUUCGCAGCAAUGGAUUUAGCAUUUGCAAUAGACCUGUGUAAGGAAGAGGGUGGAGGGCAGGUUGAACUUAUUUCCAAUGGUGUAAAUAUACCAGUCACUCCUCAGAAUGUUUAUGAAUAUGUCCGGAAAUAUGCAGAACACCGAAUGUUGGUGGUAGCAGAACAGCCUCUGCAUGCAAUGAGGAAGGGUCUACUGGAUGUGCUUCCAAAGAAUUCAUUAGAAGACUUGACAGCAGAAGAUUUCAGACUUCUGGUAAAUGGCUGUGGUGAAGUAAAUGUGCAAAUGCUAAUCAGCUUUACUUCUUUCAAUGAUGAGUCAGGAGAAAAUGCUGAGAAGCUUUUGCAGUUCAAGCGUUGGUUUUGGUCCAUAGUUGAGAAGAUGAGUAUGACAGAAAGACAAGAUCUGGUUUACUUCUGGACAUCAAGUCCAUCAUUGCCUGCCAGUGAAGAGGGAUUCCAGCCUAUGCCAUCAAUCACAAUAAGACCACCAGAUGACCAACAUCUUCCUACAGCAAACACUUGCAUUUCUCGCCUUUAUGUCCCACUCUAUUCCUCUAAGCAGAUUUUGAAACAGAAAUUGUUACUCGCCAUUAAGACCAAGAAUUUUGGUUUUGUGUAGAGUAUAAAGUGUGUAUUGCUGUGUAAUAUUACUAGCUAAGUUUUGUAGAUUUUUCCAUUUGUCUAUAAAAGUUUAUGAAAGUUAAUGCUGUCAUACCCCUGGUGGUACUUUAAAGAUUUAAAUGAAUACAUUCCUGUACUAAAUUUGUAACGUAAAGGCAAAAGGAGCGCUGGCAAUAUCUGAUCGCAACAGUUUGCUAGUCAAUAACUCCUUGGCCUAACCCCAGCCAAAGAUGACAGCAGAACAAUAUAAUUUACACUGUGAUUUAUCUUUUUGCUGAGGGAAAAUAUGUAAAAUGUUCUGAAAAUUCACUGCUGCCUUUGUGGAAAGUGUUUCAGCAAAGGUUCUUGUAUAGAGGGAGUAGGGAAUUUCGAAAUAAAAAAUUAAGUAUGUUCUGUGUUUUAUUUUAACUUUUUUAUUGUGUUUAAUUUGUGGUUGGCUGCAGUUGUGUAUCAUGUAUAUUGAACUUGUAAAAAGUUCCUGACAACUCAGAUCCCAGAGUUGGGAUCGUCCACUUAUGAAACCACUUUCACUGCAAUUUUUGUUCUGGUUGCAUUGAACUCUGGCACAUCAGAUACCAUCACUAAUAUUUUGCAUGUAAUCUGUACCUUUAGUGUGUUUUUUUGUACAUACGAUGAGGCCAAUGCACAGUAUUUCAUAGUUCACAAUCAACAUUUUUGUAUCCCUGUUUCAGUGAACAGACAGUCAGGAGAUUGUUCCACUACCAGUUCUAACCCGACACUUGUACUACGUUAUCUAACUAUGUAAACUCAGCCUGGGCACUUUCUGGUAACUGUAAAAUGUUUAUAAGAUCAUGAUUAUUGAAGAUACAUUUUGGAAAACUUUAAUGUUCGUGAGCAGCUUAACUUCUUUUGUAUCUAGCCUUUUUUUAAGUAUCUUGUUACAGUUUUUUAAUAAAGAAAUUACAGACAAAAUACCAAGUUA